GUCUACUCUUGGUCGAGACUAAUUAGAACAUAACAAUAAUUUUGGAAGGGAGAUCAGUUUUUCGCUCGUCACCGAAGACUCCAUAGCACUCGAGUAGGAAAAUUCCGAACAGCAAGAGACUAACGGCUGCAGACCACCGAGUACGAAGCAAAGCUUCAGGCAGCCCUUCUGCCUCGUGCCAACCACUAAUAAUUUCGGUUUCAACUGGUGUCUUCGACUUAACCCGGCUUGCAGCCAGCCUCGGAGUAGAGGGCCACCUAAGCGCCGGAGAACUCACCAGCACAUACAGCGCACACAGCGCACACAGGGUUACUCCAACUACCGGUAUGGAUGCCGGACGGAUUUUCCACUACUGGGCGUUUCUUGUUUUGUGCUUACAAUGGCCACUGUACGUCCAAGGCAACUCGCUCUCACUUUACAUUGGAGAAAUGUGCAUUCCAGGAGAUCAAGGGAACUUUUGUAGUUGCCCACGAGAUUAUACACCGAUUGCAGGCACAAAGAGGUGUAGAAUAAAUUGCGAUAAAUUCAAAGACGAAUCCAGCUGCCCUGCCCUUUCAAAGUGUGAGUACUCUGAACCGAAUGUCACGUGUGUUUGCCCAGAAGGUCAAUUGAUGAUAGGGAACGCAUGCAUGGACGUCUGUAGUACUUGCUCAGAGUUUGCCAGCUGCAUCACGAUGGAGGGGCAGCCCAAAUGCACCUGUGGAGAGGGUUAUACAGGCAAUGGGACACACUGCACUGCCACUGCGCGACCGACACCUCCCUACAAGAAUCCGAUUACGUGCCAUUCCCUGCCGGAUUUUGGCCGCGCACAAGCCAGUCAAGUUUGCAACUGUGAUACAGACUACGAGUACAACUCUACGUCUGGGCAGUGUCAAAGAGUCUGUGCUAAAUUCAAUUGCACUGCGAACGCUGAAUGUGAGUACGGGCAGCAUGCCAUUCGUUGCGUCUGCAGCAACGGCUAUGUGAACAAUUCGAACGCCGAAUGCGUCAGAAAGGACCCGUGCGCCAGCCACCCUUGUUCUUCGCUUGCCAACUGCACCGCCAGUGCAAGUGGAACCGACCACACUUGCACGUGCAAACCAGGUUACCAUGGAAAUGGAACUCACUGUUCUGACGACGACGAAUGCAGCAAUGGAGCAAACAAUUGCCAUGGUAAGGCCGAGUGCAGAAACACGGACGGGUCAUUCGUAUGCUCGUGCCGAUCGGGAUAUUCAGGUAAUGGGCUCCAGUGCGAUGAUAUUAAUGAAUGCAAACAGGCUGGAAGGUGCCAUGACCAUUCAACCUGUAGCAAUACAGAUGGCAGCUAUUCAUGCAGCUGCAAUGAUGGGUUUACAGGUAACCCUACGGGAUGUUCUGAUACGGAUGAGUGCAAUUCAGGUAGCCAUAACUGUACAGCACCAAUGUCCAAUUGUACAAACACAAUCGGUGGGUAUACUUGUGGUUGUGAUGCGGGGUUCACAGAGUCAGACAAUGGUGAAUGUGAAAAUGUCGAUGAAUGCUUUCAAGCUAAACGAGUGUGUCCUACGGAAGCAGUUUGCACUGACAUACCUGGCUCAUACUUAUGCCAUUGUCCUGCUGGAUACACUGGGAAUGGCGUAGUCUGCACCAACGUGAAUGAAUGUAGCGAUAGUCCGUGUGGGAUUUGCGGCGCUCCAGAUAAAAAAAAUUGCACGGCGUGUGCCACUUGCUUGGAUACCAGCGGGUCCUACCAGUGCCAGUGCCCGAUGCUGUACAGCUGGACGGGUUUCGGCUGCAGUCUGGCUGUGGACGCCUGCAGUUACCGUCUGCAUCAAUGCAGUGUCAACAGCACAUGUUCACCGAUGAAUGGCUCUAGUGGCAGCGAUGUCAACACAGCUGAGCAAUGCUAUUCGUGUUCAUGCCUUGAGGGUUACACUGGAAAUGGCUCGCACUGCUUCCCGGUAAAUGUCUUCCAGAGGUCCAAGGGCAACGUAGCUAGAGUGGGCCUCAGUUGGUGGCUGAUGUUCAUUGUGGCGCUAGCCGUGAUGAUCUUUGUCGGAAUAAUCGCACUCCUAGUCCUAGUGUUGUACCGGAAGAAGGAUCGUCAGCAGUGUUCAGGCACGGCUAUAGCACACAAGCCACUGCCAGGGAAAGACGUUAUGUACGAUUCGUAUCACGGCAAAAAAGAAAAGAAUGGAAAUCCGUACGGUUUCAUGCACUCGAGAGCUGAAAAGCGCGGCAGGAACUCUGAUUACAUGACUUGCGGCUCGCCAGCAUCGCAACACAAUGGGUCUCCCGACGGUGGCGAGGCGCACGAAUCGGACGCAGGGCGGUUAGCCAAAAGCAUCCUCUCCGGAAAGCACAAUUUGGUGCAGAAAUCAGGGAGUGAACUCAACUCCACACUGAGCACAAGUCGCGAGACACUCUGUGCCUCUUCAUCUACUUUGACAGUGAUUUCCGCUACCGUGCUCGACAUGGAUGACUGCAACCAGACCGGUGAAUGGUGCCCAGAGGCGGGCACGAAGAACAUGACACACGCCAGGGCGGAGAUGGAUUACGCUGCACCGGGCACGGGGGCCGGCAGCAGCAGUCUUCCAGGUGAUAGGAGCUGCGCCACUGCCACAGGCGUUGCGAUCAACAGUGCCCAGACGAUUGGCAAUAACGAAGUGAUAUACAGUGAAGGUCUUGAUAGCUGGGAAGCUUCAGGCUACCAGGGAACCAGUUCGGAGUACGCCACAGCAACCGGUGCAAAGCCAAAGGCAGCAACCAACAGUAGUGGUCCAGGAAGAAAGGCCGUCACCCGGGAAAGGUCCGGAUCCUCUGCAGAACUAGCAGCCUGUGUGAAGCAGGUCCAGGGACAAUACGUGUUCAGGGCAACCACUGGCUGCCUGGUCCCAUUGAAUGCGUUCCGCGUGCCGAUUGACGGAAACCGUCUCCUUGACUACAUGGUGAUGAGUGAUCCGGACGGCAGUUACACUCUGUAUGACCACACCAGAGCCGACUUUCACGGCGUUGCCAGGGCGCACGAGAUCAGCCAGGCCACCUGGAUAAGCGAGGCAGAGCUGAGCGAGGCAUUUAAACUCUCGCCAUGGCUCACCAGCGAGGACCUCCAGCCGCAGUACUCCAAGGAGCGAGCAGCUGUCAGAGGCCCGUCCGGAGAGUUCACGUUCACGGAUGGCACACGAGGUGUGUCCGUGCCCGUGAAGAGCGUGUUCGGCGACAGGGUAAACGAAGGAAACUUCCAGGAGCGGCUAGUGGCUGUGGAUCGGUUUGGUUGCUAUGCCCUACUGGAAAAGUACACACGUCACCUUGUUGCUACCAGCAUUGUGUCGGAGAACACCAACUCAACAGACAAGGCAACCAACAACUGUAUAGAAACCGAAUCAGCGGCAAGCUCAUUGUACACAUCUUUCGAGCCCGAUCAAAUAAGGUCUCACCCGGCACAGCAACUAUCGACGGCUAGGAUUCACGCCAUUCAGUUACAGCAAGUGUUUGAAGACCGUGAUGGGCAGUUCUCCUUCGCUACAAACUACGGCGCUGUCAUUCCUCUUAGCAUCUUCGCCUCCUCGUCAGGAUUCGAUGGCACUUUCACCGCUCAGUGUAGUGUCGGAUCGAUCAAUGCAAGGGAAAUCGGCCUCUUUGAAGAGGGCUCAACAACUCCAGUAGCGGUCAUCAGUCUGAACCAGGUCACGAAAUACUUAGCUGCGGCCAAAGUCAAGCCUGUUGUUGAACAAGCCAGUUUGGCUCGUGCGGCUGACAGAACUAAGCGGGUGUUGGAGAAGGACUCGACUGGAAAACUUGCAUUCCGAUCCAAACAUGGCGCCAGUGUUCCCGUGUCCGUGUUCAAUGUAGAAAUUGAUGUUGAAAACUCAAUGGAGUAUGAAGUGACAGAGACCGACAGCGGAAUGGUGGCGUUGUUCAACACGACAACGGCUGAACUGGUUGGCACGGCGGACUGUUCAUUGGCCACCAGUGAGAGCGCAUCCAAGGCGGUGCGCUUCCAUGCGCCGAACGCCAGGGCGGUGCUCCAGCAACAGGAGCUGCUGAAUGCAGGCGACGCCAACAGCAUCUACGCUGAGCUGGGUGGCAAGGGAAUCCAGUCCAGCAGCGAAUACGACAGCACGGAGCUGUAUUGCCUCAUCUCCAAGUCCAUGCAGAAGAUGGACGUAAACAGGGCAGAGCUACGAAAUGUCACCGGUAGUGCUGGCGACCAAGGCCAUUCUCGAAUCCCUGGCCAGACCGCCACCGAGGACCCCUACGGCCUAUACGAACCUGUAGUGCCAGGAACGGACGGCGUGGCCAGCCGAGAGGCGCGCGUCUACAAUGUAGCCAUGGUGAAUUCCGGCGUUGCUAUGGCAGCGGGAGCCGGUGACGACGCGGAUCCCUACCAACUCGUCUCCGGUCUGGUGGCCAGCAACGAUAGUCGCGCGGCUGAACUUCGCAUCGCCACUGUCAUUGACCAAGCAAUCACAGAGGAUGCCGAGGUGGAGGAGGACACCUAUGCACUUGUGUCGGCCAAUGGUGCCGUUGCCAGUAGCAACCAGGCCACGCUACACACCAGCAAGCCAAUGGCAGAGCAGCGUCAGGACGCCGGUCCUGACGUCUACUCGUCUCCAGCCAGGAUGAAGAAUACGUUCACCACAUUCUCAUUCACCGGAGUGAACAACACCUAUUCAACCGGGUCCUCACUUGGUGGAAAACCUGUGUGUGCAUCUCAGUCUGGACGCUAAUUCCACUGCUCAGAUACUAUACAGUCACUGUACAUGCUGGGGCAUAUGGAUGCUGUGUUUUGCAGAUGGCCCAGAUACGAAUUCUCCAAUAAACUCAAUGGACUGUGGGUAGGAUACAUAUCACGACUGCUCCAAAAUACACCUCUCCGCAAAGACAGAACACGCUACGGCAAUUGAAGGUGCUUCGAAAUUCUCAAUCUCUGCGCUGCCAAUGUCUUCACUAUCUUCUCUCGUAUUUUGGUAUGCCUGGCAGACGCCGUCAUUUCCAGAGUUCUCUAUAUUCCUAACCCAAGUCUAACACAUGUUCUUGCUCAUUUUGCUUCUUCUUUCGCAUUUUUUCUUCUUGUUUGCAGUCUUUUUCUCCGCUGUUUUUUUUCAUCAUCUUCCUUGCUGUAUGUAGCUCUUAGUUCACCUGUGCUAGGUGAAAGGUAGUGCAUUGCGUGUGUGAACCUGUGUUUCACUAGCGAGGAAGCCUACCUACUGUUCUGGCAGCCAAUGGCUUUACUUCUGCACUGUACUAUUGCUCCAUAGCACGUUCAAAGUAGCCAUUUUAGUUAAAGUCACUCGGGCUCAUUCAGUUGGCAAAUAUGGGUUCUUCUCCAGGUGUCUUCUUUUCGAACCCGGAACCAUUGUAGACGGGAUCAAUUGUAGAUCAUCUGUAGUAGAUCUGUCGAUUGCUGUAGAUUGUGUUCUCGUUUUUGCAAUAGCGCUCUCUAAUUUCUCUUUCAGAGCAUCAUUUCUUCUUGAUGGUUUCCUGAUGACUGUGCUCAUGUCGUAUUGUAUCGCCUUUGUUUGCUCCGUAUCGGACAUUCUUGUCUUGUUGGUCCUCAAUGAGGAUUAUCUGACAUUCUUCACUUCACUGCUAGGAUAA
Sycon ciliatum is the source of this 5559-nucleotide messenger RNA. RefSeq lists its product as uncharacterized. The record is from RefSeq and is a predicted model, not a curated record. Gene Ontology annotation, molecular function: calcium ion binding. Bases 327 to 4688 code for a protein of 1453 amino acids. The transcript has 5 exons. NCBI's taxonomy places the organism in Eukaryota, Metazoa, Porifera, Calcarea, Leucosolenida, Sycettidae.